AUGUGUGAAAAAGAGUAUUUAACAUACAACGAUUCAGAUCUUCCCGAUGUCACCUACCUGCGUACUCAACAACAAAUCCUCAACAUCCUCCAACAACAACAAAAACUGCAGGAAAAUCAACAAAAACUACAACAAGAAAUGCUGCAGAUUCUCCGACAGCAACAACAAUUACAACAACAAACGCUCGAUCAUCUUCCUCGUCGUCAAUAA
Adineta ricciae is the source of this 210-nucleotide messenger RNA. Lineage: Eukaryota; Metazoa; Rotifera; Eurotatoria; Adinetida; Adinetidae. The record is from the annotation of a GenBank genome assembly.